AUGUAUUUUCCUUCUCAACAUCAAUAAUAGAAAGAAGAUAAAUAAAUGAGAUAUAUGAAAAUGAAAUUCAAAAUAUGUAUGAAGAAUUAGAAGAGUUUAAAAAAGAUAUAACAGGAUUAAUAAAUUACCAGAAUUUAAAGGAAUCAAGUCAAAUAUUUAAUAAGUUAAAACCUAUUUAAUAAGAUUAGAAUAAUUUUUAUUAAAAUCAAAUAAGAAAGUAGCAUUAAUCUAAAGAAUAAAUAUUCUUUAGGACCAAAUCCAAAGGAAAUCUUGAAAUAUUUUGAUUAUUAUGAUGAAGAAGACGAUUAUUAAUCCAGUGAGCAGGACUACUCAAAUUAAGCUAUUUUAUCUCCAGAAUAAUAUGCAAAAUUGGAGAAUUAACUUAUGGAAGAAUGUUAAACUUCAUAAGAUGAUGGAUUUUUAAUUGAAUUAGAGUAUAUUUUUAAUAAAGUUUUGUUUGAUGUACUAAAUGAAACUUUGGAUUACUAUAGAUCUUUUAUAUAUGGGAAACUUUAAAAUUAUUUUGAGAUGUUUUUUGAGUUAAUAGAGAUUAUUUAAAUUUGA
This is a messenger RNA of Paramecium sonneborni, 564 nucleotides long. Lineage: Eukaryota; Ciliophora; Oligohymenophorea; Peniculida; Parameciidae. The record is from the annotation of a GenBank genome assembly.